Molecule: messenger RNA, 4863 nt
Organism: Pectinophora gossypiella (pink bollworm)
Lineage: Eukaryota; Metazoa; Arthropoda; Insecta; Lepidoptera; Gelechiidae
Product: ribosome-binding protein 1
Exons: 20
Coding region: 577-3363 (928 amino acids)
Cellular component (GO): endoplasmic reticulum membrane
Source: RefSeq, a predicted model, not a curated record
AGUGAUUUUUAUAACUAGUUAUUUUCACAACGUUCUGAAGCAAACGUGAUAAUUGUAACGUAAAAUCGUUUGGUUAGGUAGCAGUAUAACUUAAUUCUUCUUCACGCACACGUAUUGUAAAACCAGUGAUUUUGCGUGAGUAGUGAAAGUAGCCAAACAUCGACGCUAUGCCUUAAACAUAAGAGUGAAUUCGAUUUAACUUUAUGGCGUUGUGAUUAAAAGAGUUAUUGAAGACUGAUGCCUAUUUCGAUCGUUUAAAUGGCGUUAUGAAUAUCACUAGUUUUUGUUGUAGUGGAAAACGAGUGAUCACUGUUCGAGCUCGUAACUGCAUAUAUAACCAGUUAUGGUUAAUAACGCCCAUCGCUAUCCGGGAUCAGUCAGUCAGUCAGACAGAUAAAAAAAAGAAAAGAAAGGCAGAAAGGGUGAAGCGACGUCGGUGUCUGAUUAUUUUCUCAGUUUUUCAUUAAUUUGUGUGAGUGACAUUGUUCUUGAUGUGAAAUAAAACCAAUAUCAAUACACAUAAUUUGGAUAUAACUGAUUAUUUAGUUAAAUAGGGAAUAGCGUGCAGCAGAUCCAAUGGAGCUGCAAGCAUUGCUAGUGCUGUGUGGGCUUGGUGUGGCCGGUGUAGCCGUUGUGCUCCUUAUGGGGUUGUUUUCCACCUCUGGCACCAGCUAUGAAGAAGCAAUAGCGCAGCAACGCCGGGCCACCACCGAGCUCCUUGCUUUGGCUGAAGGCAAGAACAAACCCAAGAAGAACAACAAGAAAGCUAACAAAAAGCAAGCGAAGAAGGAGAAGAAGGAGGCGGCGGUGACGACGGGCAGCGAGCCGGACAGCGAGGCGCCGGCCGAGAGCGGCGUGGAGGACGAGCCGGCUGCCAAGCCGCACGUCGAGUUUAGCCCGCCAGUCGUCGUCGACGUCUCCCGCGACACGCCGCCUAAUGUCAAGAUUCGCAAACGCGGCAAGGAUCCUAAAGUAAAGCCGAUACUGUUAAACAAAGAGGAUCCGAGCUGCGUGAGCGAUCCCACGACGCCCUCGCCUCCUCCUCUCAACCACUUUGAGGAGAUGCAUCCUAAGGACGAGUUCGAGUUGAUGCACUCGGCGCUCGCCGCUGAAAAAGUUUCGGAGAAGAAGGAAGAAGUAGUGGAGAAGAAGGAGGCUGGUAAGGGGACGAAGGCGGCGAAGGGCGGCAAGGCAGCCAAGCAGUCGGCGCCGGCGCCCGAGCCUGUUAAGGAGGAGCCGGCCCGCGAGCGACGCAACAGCGGGGACGCCCCGAAGGAACAACGAUCUGGGAAAGUAGCAAAGAAAGUUGAGAAGAAGCCAGUACCAGAGGAAGUUGUAGCCGAGGAACCCGAAGAGGUGGUCCCUCCGCUGAACGCGCCGCAGCCCAGCGAGCUGACCACAGACAAGCUGCUGAAGCAGGUGGUCACCACCGCCGCUGCCGCCACCACCACUGCCACCGCCACCACCGCCUCGCCGCCCGGAGGCAAGAACAAGAAGAAAAAGCCCGAGCCUAACGUGCUCUCGCUUAUGGCAGCGGGCGACGGCGGCGGCGUGAACGUGGGCGAGCUGGUGCGCGUGGUGCGCGGCGCGGCGCUGUCCCGCACCGAGAUACAGAUCCUCACCGACGCGCUGCUCAACAAGCACCACGACCCGCUGCCCGAGCACUCCGAGUGGACCGAGGGCCCUAACGAUCCCAUGCAGAAGUUGAAGAAGCAAUUGGCUGACAAGGAGAAAGCUCUAGCGGACGAGAUCGAGGCGUCACAGGCUCUGCACGCUAAACUGAAGGAGCUUAGGGCGACGCUGAACUCGGAGCGCGGGCGCGCGGCGGCGGGCGCGCGCGCGGCGGAGGCGGCGGCCGCGGCGGCGCGCGCCGAGCUGCACACGCUGCAGGCGCGGCUGCAGCGCCUGGCCGACGACAACCACGCGCUGGCCGGGGACAAGCUGCUGCUCCAGUCCAAGCUCGCCGCGGAGGGAGAGGCCCAAGCGCAGAGAGUGCAGUUGGACAUGCACAUCCAGCGUCUGUCCGAGUCGGAAGGCGCUCUGAUGCAGCAGCUAGCAGCACAGCAGGCGGACUUGAACGCGCGCGUGAUGGAGAUCAGCCAGGCUCGCUGCGACGCGGCAGCCGCUCGGGACAGUAUGAUGAUAGCGCAGCAACACGCCACCGAGCUGGCGCAGCAACUGCAGGAGGCGAACCUGGCGUACGCGGAGCUGGAGCACCGCAUGCAGCAGGCGAGCGUGGCGGAGCAGCGCGCGCAGGGCGAGGCGCGCGCGGCGCAGGAGCGGCUGGCUGCGCUGGCCGAGCUGCAGGCCGAGCUGCAGCGCGGGGCCGCCGCCGCCGACGCCGCGCUGCAGCGGGCCGCCGGCGACGCCGACAGGCACCAGCAACAGUUGUCAUCGGAACUAGCCUCGCUGAAGGAGCAGCUCGCGCUGCGCGAGUCGGAGCUGGCUGAACUGAAGCAGAUGAAGGCGGCGCCCGCACAGAACGGCCUGCCGCCCGCCAACGACCAGCUCAAGGCGGCCGAGCUGGCCAAGGUGGAGAGCGUGGUGGAAGCGCUGCGGGGCGAGCUGGCGGCGGCGCAGAGCUGCAGCCGCGACCAGGCCGAGCAGUUGGCGCGCCUGCAGGACCAGCUGGCACACUACCAGGACAAGAACAACGAGUUGCGAACUAAAAACUGGAAAGUAAUGGAGGCGUUACAAUCUGCCGAAAAGGCCCUACAGACGAAGGCUAGCGCGUUGCCGGCCCCAGACUCUCUUCGCGAGGCCAUAGCGAAGGCCCAAGAAGCGCAAUACAACGAAGUAGCUAGCGUGCUUAGGUCGGUUUGUCCAUCGGCGGCGCCUGGUUCGUCCUCGGGUAAGGAAUGGCUCCAAACCUUCGCCGAUAACCUGAAGAAGGAACUGGAGAAGCGAGACGUAGAGAAGAAGCAGCUGGAGAAGAAGGCGGUGGAGAAGCGGGUGGAGUUAGUGGAGGCGGCGCCCGACUCGCGGCUCACCGAGCUGGCCGCACAAAACGAACACCUCCAGGGCCUCGUCGACAAGUACAAGAGAAUUAUUGAUGACACCGAGGGCGUUCUGAGCCGGCUGCAGCAGAAUGUGACGACAGAGGAACAACGGUGGGCGCAGCAGCUGGCGGACAAGCAGCGCGAGCUGGACGAACUGCGGCAGCGGACUGUGCUGCAGAUGCAGAAGAAGAUUGAUGCUCUUCAGGAAGAGUUAGAGCAGGCAAAAGCGGGUAACCACAACAACCAUAGUUUCGCGGACUCCGAAAGACUCGCAGAGGAACGAUUAAUGCUCGCCGGUUUAUCAAAUAAACAGAGUGCAGAUUUGAGCAACGGACCAUUACAGGUUGAAUUACAAGAGAAAUAACAGAUAGAUAAGAGAGGAGUAAGUAAAGCAGUUUCGAAGUGUCAUUCCCGCUCGGGGGCGCGCGCGCUCAGGUAACGUAAGCGUCGAAGGCGCCCCGGGCUCAUCGCGACUCGGAACUUUGCUUCGAGAAGCAUUAUACUCAUCAGACGGCUUCGAUGGAACUUUGACGAACAAAACCUGCCUACUAAUGCAUUUCGCGUUCAUCAUCAGUACAAAAAUAUGAAACAGUCAAAGCUUCAUCGAACUCCUGAGAAUAAGUAAACAUUGUUCAAUAUAACUAAAACUACCAUAAAUUCUGUCCAGCAAUGAUAUAAUUGCAACGUACACAGCCGCACUAACUUCCCAAUUAAAAUGUGCUCAAGUUAGCGUAAGUCGUGUUAAGGGUACGUGACUGUUAGUGAUAUUAUCAAAAGACAUUCGGCCCUUCUGUGUUAUAGAAUUGUUAACUGUUCGCCGGCAGCUUAUGAAAAAACAUCGUCAAGUCAACUCCCGUGUUUGUAAAUCUGACAAGAAUUUUGAUUGGAAUAUAAAAUUGGGAAGUAGUGGAGCAGAAGACUGUCUCAGAUUUUACCGUUUUACAGUUGUUGUUGUUUACCGCGUGUUGGUAAAUGUCAUCAAUUUCAUAAAAUCUCAGAUUAGUCGUAAAUAUGUUUUGGUAAUAAUGUAUUUUGAUUGACACGUAUAUUCUUGUAAUGGUUCGCAUUAGUUAACAACUCAUAAAUUUUGGACUGUAUAGCGCGAUACGAUAACAGUUAUUAUUGUAAGUAUAAAACUGCUUAGAUUUUAAUGGAUUGAUCCAAUAUAAUAUAUGGGAUGCUUUGGAUUUAUUUGUUGCGUUGAUCAUUUUUAGUAAAAUAAUUAUUUAUCAAUGAACGGGGCAAUGAUCGUUAGUUGAAGGUAGGUAAUAUUGUGAUCUUGCAAUUAAAAAUUCAAGUGUUAUUUAUCUAAGAUUUUUUAAAUUCUUGUAACUGUCGAUGGCAAUAAAAAGAUAGUUUAGUUUAUUUAUGGACAAAUUAUAAGUUAAUUAACAAUUGAAAAUCAGAUGUGACUAUGAUUUCAUUACUUUUAUAAUUUCAAUAUUAAUUUACAAUAUCCGAAUUAGCGAUUGAAUGGUUAUUCUUACCGAUUUUUAAGGAAUGUUAUUUACUCUUUAGAAUUACAUAUUAUUUAUAGAUAACUUUUUGUAUCUAGUGCAUAAUCAUUUCUGUCAGUGCCUUAGGGUAAGAUUUGAAUUUAAAAAGCAGCUGACUGUUUAAUUUCUAGUAAUAAUUAAAUCAAAUGCUUGUUAAUGGUAAGUUUUAUUUUGAAUGUUACUCCACAUUGUUUUGUAUCGGCUCAGUAAAUUACGGAUGACUAAUUACAUUAGUGAAUCACUGUCAAAUGUCCUGGAAUUAAAAAUAGCUGUAGAAUAUGAAAUCUAAUUGUAAAAUAGGUAAGCCUCUUUGUAUGAUAAUUAAUAUAUUAGAUAAAGACAUUAUCAAAUAAAAUAUUUCUUAAUCA